AUGCCUCGUCGCAAUAUUAGGUUUUCUCACCAAAAAGGUGAGCGGCGCGCGAGCGUGUCCUCCGAUGUCAGCGAUGCAACCUCGGAGCCCUCCAAUCCAAGCAACGGCCGCGUCUCGAAGCAGACCACAAUCCCGGAAGAGGAUAAACCCGCUCAAUCUGAAUAUGAGAAGAAGAAACAGACCUUCAUCACCCGAACGAUAUGGACCUUCGUGAUGAUUGCUGGCUUUUUCAUUGCGAUGUUCUCCGGGCACAUCUAUAUUAUCGGCGUUGUGACUGCCAUUCAGAUUGUUUCCUUCAAGGAAGUUAUUGCCAUCGCCAAUGUCCCCAGUAAGGAGAAGAACUUGCGCUUCACCAAAUCUCUGAACUGGUACUUCCUCGCGACGACCAUGUAUUUCCUGUACGGAGAGAGUGUCAUCUACUAUUUCAAGCACAUUCUGCUUGUGGAUAAAGUUCUUUUGCCUCUGGCAACUCACCACCGAUUCAUCAGUUUCACUCUCUACGUCAUGGGCUUUGUCUUCUUCGUUGGAUCGCUGCAGAAGGGACACUAUCGAUUCCAGUUCACUCAGUUCGCCUGGACACAUAUGGCGUUGUACCUCAUUGUCGUCCAAGCUCACUUCGUCAUGAACAACAUUUUCGAGGGCAUGAUCUGGUUCUUCCUCCCCGCCGCGCUGGUCAUCACCAAUGAUAUUUUCGCCUACGUCUGUGGUAUCACCUUCGGACGCACUCAGCUAAUUCAGUUGUCUCCCAAAAAGACCGUCGAGGGCUUCCUCGGCGCGUGGAUCUGCACCGUUAUCUUCGGAUUUUUCAUGACCAACAUGUUGAUGAAGUACAAGUACUUCAUCUGCCCGGUCAAUGAUCUGGGAGCGAAUGUCCUGACUGGCCUCGAAUGCGUGCCCAAUAAGGUGUUCAUUCCCCAGCCCUACUCCCUCGAUCUGAUCGGCCUGGACAAGACUUUCAUGAUUGCCCCUAUCCAAUUCCACAUCCUCUGCUUCGCUACGUUCGCCUCUCUUAUUGCUCCGUUCGGUGGAUUCUUCGCUUCUGGCUUGAAGCGUUCCUUCAAGAUCAAAGAUUUUGGCGAGUCGAUCCCUGGCCAUGGUGGCAUCACCGACCGCAUGGAUUGCCAGUUUAUUAUGGGCUUCUUCGCCUUCAUGUACUACCACAGCUUCAUUGCCGUGUCCAAGGCUACUGUGGGUGACGUGAUUGAGGUCGCCAUCAAUGGCCUGACCCCCGAGGAGCAGAUCGACGUUGUCCGCGGCCUCAGCAAGUACCUUGUCAAUCAAGGUGCUGCUGCGGAAUCACUCCUUGACUGCCUUGCUACCGAGCUUAAGCGCCGAUGA
Penicillium maclennaniae is the source of this 1338-nucleotide messenger RNA. RefSeq names its product phosphatidate cytidylyltransferase (gene cds1). NCBI's taxonomy places the organism in Eukaryota, Fungi, Ascomycota, Eurotiomycetes, Eurotiales, Aspergillaceae. The coding region runs from base 1 to 1338 and encodes 445 amino acids. The record is from RefSeq and is a predicted model, not a curated record. The transcript is spliced from 4 exons. Gene Ontology annotation, molecular function: phosphatidate cytidylyltransferase activity. Gene Ontology annotation, cellular component: endoplasmic reticulum membrane.